Molecule: messenger RNA, 3484 nt
Organism: Hippocampus zosterae (dwarf seahorse)
Lineage: Eukaryota; Metazoa; Chordata; Actinopteri; Syngnathiformes; Syngnathidae
Gene: mgat4a
Product: alpha-1,3-mannosyl-glycoprotein 4-beta-N-acetylglucosaminyltransferase A
Exons: 16
Coding region: 617-2218 (533 amino acids)
Biological process (GO): protein N-linked glycosylation
Cellular component (GO): Golgi stack; endoplasmic reticulum-Golgi intermediate compartment; endoplasmic reticulum
Molecular function (GO): acetylglucosaminyltransferase activity
Source: RefSeq, a predicted model, not a curated record
UUCACAAAAAAUAUUGACACGUGGGACAGUUUAAGGUUUUGGGAAAUGCGCGCGUCAACGUGCAUGUGGAAUUGAACAUAUUAAGGCGUUUCACGACGAAAGAUUUGGACACACAUUGAAAGUAGUGCUUUUGGUGUUAUUUUGGCAAUUGUGCGCAGCAGUUCCCCAUUAAUGUUAGCUUGACGUCUUGGAAAGCAAACCGAAAGACCCGAAAAGGAUUUACUUGAAGCCGGGGAUGUAACUGCACUUGAACUGCUUGUACUGAAGCUCGUUUCGGGGUUUUCUCAUCUGUUGCUCGUGGUAGCGGAAUUGACGUGAUUUCGAGGCGUCGCCUGCAGGCUAUCACGAAGGGUCCAUCAACAUCAUCCAAAAGAACCCGAAGUCGAAAUGCUUCUUCCUGCUUGUGACUCUUAUUAAUAGAGACACCCCUCCAGAAAUGGACCGCACAGGCAGCUAACUACCCCCCACUCCGUAUUAACCAGACAUGUAAACCACCUCGACGCGGAAGAUCGCUGACUCGUCACCGUACACUCGUCAGAUUGUGGUGGUGGCGGGGUGGGGGCACAUUCGCGGGGAGAGGACGGCGGCGACACGAGCGAGGCUUCGCUGAAAUGAGAUGAGGCUCAGAAAUGGAACUGUGGCCACUGCGAUAAUUUUCUUCACGUCUUUCCUCAGCUUGUCCUGGUACAACGCCUGGCAAAAUGGCAAAGAGGAACUGGUAGCGUACCAGCGGGAGUUCCAUGCCUUGAAAGAGCGCCUACGUGUGGCCGAGCACCGGACGCUGCAGCGCUCGUCGGAGCUCAACAACAUCCUCGAGCAGUUUCGACGCGCCUUUGCCGAGACCAACAACAGCAAAGAUGCACUCACCACUUUUUCAGCUGAUACCCAGAGACUUUUGAAGGAGUUGGCCAACAGGAAACCUCUCCACGUGCCAAACAUCUACCACCAUCUGCCUCACUUACUCAACAAUGAGGACAGCUUGCACCCCGCUGUACAAGUCGGCCUCGGACGUACCGGAGUUACCAUGGUGAUGGGGAUCCCCACGGUGAAGCGGAAGGUGAAGUCGUAUCUGGCGGAGACGCUGCAUUCACUCGUUGACAAACUGUCUCCGGAGGAGAAACUCAACUGUGUCAUUAUCGUCUUCGUCGGGGAGACCGACCUGGAGUACGUUCAGAGUGUGGUUUCUGGCCUGCAGAAGGAGUUCUCGGCGGAGCUGAAUUCAGGUUUGCUGGAGGUCAUUUCGCCUCCCGCCAACUUUUACCCAGACCUCACCAACCUUAAGGAGACAUUUGGAGACUCCAAAGACAGAGUGAGAUGGCGGACAAAGCAGAACCUAGACUAUUCCUUUCUCAUGAUGUAUGCAAUCAGCAAAGGAAUCUAUUAUGUUCAGUUGGAGGACGACAUCGUGGCCAAGUCCAACUACUUUGCCACCAUGAAGAACUUUGCCCUCCAGCUCGCGUCCGAGGACUGGAUGGUCCUGGAGUUUUCUCAGCUGGGCUUCAUCGGCAAGAUGUUCAAGGCACCAGACCUGAAUCUUAUCGUCGAGUUCAUCUUCAUGUUCUAUAAGGAGAAGCCAAUCGACUGGCUGCUAGACCACAUUCUCUGGGUCAAAGUGUGCAAUCCCGAGAAAGAUGCGAAACAUUGCGAGCGUCAGAAGUCCAGCCUCCGCGUGCGCUUCCGACCAUCCUUGUUUCAACACGUGGGCCUCCAUUCUUCUCUCGCCGGAAAGAUCCAAAAGCUGACAGACAAAGACUUCCUAAAGCCACUUCUCCACAAGAUACAUGUCAACCCUCCUGCUGAGGUUUCCACCUCAAUGAAGGUUUAUCAGGGCCACACCCUGGAGAAGACAUACCUCGGGGAGGAUUUCUUCUGGGCCAUCACGCCUUCGGCGGGAGACUACAUCCUCUUUAAAUUCGACAGACCCAUCUGCAUCGAGCGGUUCCUGUUUCGCAGCGGUAACCAGGAACACCUGGGUGACAAGAUGCAAAACACCACGGUGGAAAUCCUACCCGUGUCCGAACCUGGACUGCAGACCAAAGAGAAGUACAAACGAACCGAAGACCGCUUCUACAGGAUCGGUCAGUUUGAAAAGGGUGUGGCUGAAGGAGCUGUCGAUCCUUCCUUCAACCCCAUCCUGGCUUUGCGACUGUCCGUUCUCAAAAACUCGGCUGUUUGGACCAUCAUCAGUGAAAUACAUAUAAAGAGGAUUGCAGGCUGACUUUGGGGCAGGGCAGCCUUGAAUCAUCAGCCCCUGGGAGAUGAAAACCUUGCAGACUGCUCAUGCUGGGGCGUCAGGGAAGAGUGAAAUCAUGAGCCCACUUGGAGCUCAUUAUUUUUUUUUUCUUUUUCACCCUUUUCUUUCUGCGUCCCAUCACUCUCUUACUUACCUCGUUAGUGAGAAUGUGAAUACUGCUGUCAGUAGGCAAAACAGCCGUGCCGUGUGACGGAAUCAUCCGACAAUUUUGGAAAACAAUCGGGGAAACCUCUCAGAUGAAGGAGGACAAAAAUCAUGACGUCAGUCACCUGGCCACUGUCCAUGCUGCCAAGCCACUCCCUUUCAACUCAAUGCUGCCACUCUUUGGGCACGCUGGGGCAUUGCACUCUUGACUAGCGCCACCAGCUGUUGCCCUUGAUGGUGCCAGGAAUGUAUACCCGAACCCACAAAUGAGGAAACGCCGUUUUAAGACCAACACCAGCCCCAACUCAAAAAAUACUCCAUUACCUUUAGAAAAGAAAAAUCCUGCCUUCAUCAGUAACAGUUAGCUAAAAAAUUUUAACAAAAGAAAAAAAAUGUGAUGAAAGGCAUCAAGUCUCUUAUUGUCUGACGAGGAUAGAAAAAUCAAUCGGACAUUGCCUUGAUGCUGUUUUUUUUCCCCCCAGAAGGAAUAUGCUGAUAAAUGAGUACAGUUACAAGGAUCUAUGAAGGUGACUUAAUUUAUUUGAAAAUAAGCCUUUUAAUUUGUACAAGAAGUAAAAUAUAUUUUUGAAUCUAUUGCGAGAUGUGUAUGCUAGUGCGCCUUUUUGUUUUUACGUGUUUGUUUGUAUACUGUGCAUUUUCAUGAUUCUGACGGCUACACGGAAGCCGUCGCCCCAUUUCAUUACACUUGAAGCCGGUUGACAUUAUUAUUUAAACGCAGAGAGAUGACAACAGACUCCAUUUUGCGCACCAAAAGUGGAGAAUUGUGCCUUAUAUCAAGUUCCCUAAACGUGUAUCGGCUAUUUCAAUCACAUUUGCUAACACCUCACUGGCUGCAUAUAGUAAUAUUCGCAUAACUAUUAUUAUUGUUGUUGUGAAAAUAGCAGACAGUUCACUCAGUGUUUGAUGUGACUACAAAUAAGUGGGUAUCAAAUUACAUCCUAAACUGCUUUGCUUUGCACUGUGUAUUCGUUGCGUCACCGUUGGGACCAGUCUUUUCAUUCUUCCAUGACCAUUAGGACCAUACUGAAGGGCGGUGGGUGCGUAUCAAACGAUGGGAAAUCAACA